Diaporthe amygdali is the source of this 1974-nucleotide messenger RNA. RefSeq names its product sodium chloride dependent neurotransmitter. Bases 1 to 1974 code for a protein of 657 amino acids. Gene Ontology annotation, cellular component: membrane. NCBI's taxonomy places the organism in Eukaryota, Fungi, Ascomycota, Sordariomycetes, Diaporthales, Diaporthaceae. Gene Ontology annotation, biological process: sodium ion transmembrane transport. The transcript has 2 exons. The record is from RefSeq and is a predicted model, not a curated record.
AUGACCUUGGUACAACACCUCAAGGUCUGGCUACGGCACCUGAAGAAGCUUGGAGGAUUGAUCGCACCACCGCCACCACAAUCAGAGGAUGGACGUGAUCAAUGGCCGUCGAGGGCUGCGUUCCUCCUCGCUGCCAUGGGCGGUUGCGCCGGCCAGGGCAAUCUGCUGCGAUACCCCUCCGUUGUCUACAACAAUUACGGGCUACAAUGGUUCAUUCCAUAUCUCAUCGCCGUCUUCCUAAUUGCCGUUCCAGCCCUCAUCCUAGAGGUCUCCAUUGGUCAGGCCUACCGAGGUGGGACAGUCAUUGCGUUUAAUAACGUCAACAGAAGACUAAAGGGCGUCGGCAUGGGCCCGGUCUUCGUCAGUUUUAUCGUCGUCCAGUACUUCACUGUGAAUUUGGCCUGGAUAAUGACCUAUUUCCGACACUCGUUCACGAGCCCCCUGCCGUGGGAGGGCCAGAUCACGGACUUCUACAUGGGCAAGGUUAUCGCCAACCCCGACCCCAUCCCUGGGAACCUGACGGACGGGAAUGCUGCAGUCGCUGAUUACACCAAGUACACCGGUGUGCGUUUACUGGGCGAGACGGUAGGCUGGAGCGCCUUCGUCUGGUUCCUGAUCUGGUUUUCUAUCUUCCGCGGCGUCGGCAUGACAGGCCGAGUCGUGUACUUCACAAUGGGCUUGCCCAUCAUCACCACGAUCAUCUUCGUCGGCCGCGCAGUGUCUCUCGACAACGCUAGUGCCGGCAUCAAGCUCCUUUGGGCUACCUGGAGGGGUGACCAGCUGGCCUCUGGCACGGUGUGGCAGACUGCUGUCGGGCAGGUCUUCUUCUCAACCGGGAUCGGCUUCGGUUAUUUCACCUCCUAUGCCUCAUACAAUGCCAAGUAUUCCAAUGCGGUGAUGGACGCUAUCCUGAUUUGCAGCAGCAAUGUCCUCUUCGAGAACGUCGCCGCCUUUGCUAUCUUUGGCGUGGUGGGCUUCCUUGAGCUGUGGCCAGAACCCGGCGAGCGGCUAGGGGCUUUUGUUGUAGGCUUCUUAACGCUUCCAGAAGCUGUGAUUCAGAUGCAGGGCGCCAACUUCUGGGCUGCCCUGCUCUUUUUCACCCUCAUAGUACUCGGCUUCAGUUCGGCGUUUGUCAUGCUGGAUGUCGUAGCGACACUCAUCAUUGAUUCGGGGUUCAAAGUCUCGAGGCCCGUCGUCACCACUGCAUUAACACUGAUCUCAUUCCUGAUGUGCUUGCCCUACUGCACCGAAUUCGGCUUCUACCUCCUUGACGGCAUCGACCGAUGGGUCAACAACGUUGCGUUGAUCUUUGUGGUCUGGUCCGAGGUCGUCAGCUCGACCACCGUAUACCGCUGGCAAGAUGUGGUCAGUCAGACUGGCCUGCCUGCUUUUAUCGUUUAUAAUACGGGAUACAUCGGAGGGCAAAUCAUUGGAGUCUCUGUUGCGCAUGGUACGGGCAUCCCGGCGGCCGGUGCAGGAGCUGGCUUUGGGUUCUAUAUUGCUUGCUGUCUGGCAGCAGUCUUGAUUGCGAAAACUCCAGACUCUGCCGCCGCUGGCUUCUGGAAGGCGAAUGUCUUUACGAGCCGGUUUUGGUAUUUGGCUUUCUAUUCGGGCAACCAACUGCGACGCGACCUCAACCUGGUCGUCGGCCGCGGCAAGAAUUGGAAGAUACCCGUCUUCUGGCCGGUCCUACUCCGAUAUAUCAGCGGCCCCGUACUGUCCAUUAUCUUCAGCUUUGCCUAUCCCGAGUUCUAUACUCUGCGGUAUGACCCAAUGAUGAUUGCUGGAUUCAUCUUGGCACAUCUUGGGCUCCUCCUUAUUAUACUUGGUUUUGUGAUGCCCAGGUAUUACGACAUUUUCGUACCUACAGACCGAAGAGAUGAAGUCUUGAAGGUGACUCAAGCGAACCAACCACCAGAAGAAAUGUCCGAAGCCGUCACAAACGACGUGACCAAAGACACACCAGCUGUAUAG